AUGGUCACCACUCCAGAUGAGUUUGGGACAGCUUGGAAGGUGGCAGGCAGCGAUACUUGCAGCGAUGGGUGUGGCUCCUCCUGCCAACAAUGUACCAAUGAGCUCCAUGCUAGAGCUCAGUGUGAGGUGAUUCAGGCAGCCGACGGCCCGUUAAGAUUCUGCCAUGAGCACGUGGACCCGGCACGAUAUUUCAAGAGCUGUGUGUUUGACGUGUGUGUGUUGGGAGAUGAUUUUCUGUGCGGGGCCAUUCAAACAUAUGUCAGCGCCUGUCAGUCUGCUAAUGGUCGAAUCUACCCAUGGAGACAAAACACCACCUGCAGACCUGAGUGUCCCGCCAACAGCCAUUAUGAGCUGUGUGGUAGCGACUGUGGCCACACCUGUGCCAGCAGCAUGAAUGCCAGCUGUGGGCAGGUUUGCUCUGAGGGAUGUUUCUGUGAUGAAGGUUUCGUCAGGAGUGGGACGGGAUGUGUCCCUGUGGAAAGCUGUGGCUGUGAACAUGACGGCUCCUACUAUAAGGAUGGUGAGUCCUUCUGGACAGAAGGUUGCUCCCAGCAAUGUGAGUGCCAUGCUCCCAAUGACCUGCGCUGUUCUGCUGCAUCUUGCACUCCUGCACAAGAGUGUGCCAUCAGAGAUGGCAGGCUGGGCUGUUUUCUUUACGAUUUGACCACUUGCACCGUGUGGGGGGAUCCACACUACAUCACUUUUGAUCACAAGGCCUAUGACUUCCAGGGAACGUGUCGCUAUGUUGUAGCAACCCUUUGUAAUGACACAGAUGGACUCCAUCCAUUUUCAGUGGAAGCUAAGAAUGAGCGCUGGAGUCGGAGACCUGAGUGUCCCGCCAACAGCCAUUAUGAGCUGUGUGGUAGCGACUGUGGCCACACCUGUGCCAGCAGCAUGAAUGCCAGCUGUGGGCAGGUUUGCUCUGAGGGAUGUUUCUGUGAUGAAGGUUUCGUCAGGAGUGGGACGGGAUGUGUCCCUGUGGAAAGCUGUGGCUGUGAACAUGACGGCUCCUACUAUAAGGAUGGUGAGUCCUUCUGGACAGAAGGUUGCUCCCAGCAAUGUGAGUGCCAUGCUCCCAAUGACCUGCACUGUUCUGCUGCAUCUUGCACUCCUGCACAAGAGUGUGCCAUCAGAGAUGGCAGGCUUGGCUGUUUUCUUUACGAUUUGACCACUUGCACCGUGUGGGGGGAUCCACACUACAUCACUUUUGAUCACAAGGCCUAUGACUUCCAGGGAACGUGUCGCUAUGUUGUAGCAACCCUUUGUAAUGACACAGAUGGACUCCAUCCAUUUUCAGUGGAAGCUAAGAAUGAGCGCUGGAGUCGGAGUACAGUUUCAGUCAUAGCUGAAGUUUUUGUGAACGUGUUGGGCAAUCAAGUGCAUAUGUCCAGGGGACGCAACGGUGUGGUAAAAGUGAAUGGAGUAACUAAAAACGUACCUGUUUUCUUGAACGGAAGUGAUGUAUCUGUCUAUGCAAGUGGGUCUUUCAUAUACAUCAGUGCCAAUUUUGGCCUGAUUGUGAAGUACAAUGGACUGUAUGAACUGACAAUCUCCGUACCUUCAAGUUACAGGGGAAAAACAUGUGGACUUUGUGGAAACUUCAAUGGAAAUCCAGAUGAUGAGUUCCGCAUCCCAUCUGGAAUGAUGGUCACCACUCCAGAUGAGUUUGGGACAGCUUGGAAGGUGGCAGGCAGCGAUACUUGCAGCGAUGGGUGUGGCUCCUCCUGCCAACAAUGUACCAAUGAGCUCCAUGCUAGAGCUCAGUGUGAGGUGAUUCAGGCAGCCGACGGCCCGUUAAGAUUCUGCCAUGAGCACGUGGACCCGGCACGAUAUUUCAAGAGCUGUGUGUUUGACGUGUGUGUGUUGGGAGAUGAUUUUCUGUGCGGGGCCAUUCAAACAUAUGUCAGCGCCUGUCAGUCUGCUAAUGGUCGAAUCUACCCAUGGAGACAAAACACCACCUGCAGACCUGAGUGUCCCGCCAACAGCCAUUAUGAGCUGUGUGGUAGCGACUGUGGCCACACCUGUGCCAGCAGCAUUAAUGCCAGCUGCGGGCAGGUUUGCUCUGAGGGAUGUUUCUGUGAUGAAGGUUUCGUCAGGAGUGGGACGGGAUGUGUCCCUGUGGAAAGCUGUGGCUGUGAACAUGACGGCUCCUACUAUAAGGAUGGUGAGUCCUUCUGGACAGAAGGUUGCUCCCAGCGAUGUGAGUGCCAUGCUCCCAAUGACCUGCGCUGUUCUGCUGCAUCUUGCACUCCUGCACAAGAGUGUGCCAUCAGAGAUGGCAGGCUGGGCUGUUUUCUUUACGAUUUGACCACUUGCACUGUGUGGGGGGAUCCACACUACAUCACUUUUGAUCACAAGGCCUAUGACUUCCAGGGAACGUGUCGCUAUGUUGUAGCAACCCUUUGUAAUGACACAGAUGGACUCCAUCCAUUUUCAGUGGAAGCUAAGAAUGAGCGCUGGAGUCGGAGUACAGUUUCAGUCAUAGCUGAAGUUUUUGUGAACGUGUUGGGCAAUCAAGUGCAUAUGUCCAGGGGACGCAACGGUGUGGUAAAAGUGAGUAAAAAGACUUUUUGA
Molecule: messenger RNA, 2574 nt
Organism: Dicentrarchus labrax (European seabass)
Lineage: Eukaryota; Metazoa; Chordata; Actinopteri; Moronidae
Product: IgGFc-binding protein-like
Exons: 9
Coding region: 1-2574 (857 amino acids)
Molecular function (GO): protein binding
Source: RefSeq, a predicted model, not a curated record